AUGUUUCUCUCAUCCGCCACCAAAGCGUGUUCUUCUUCUUCGGUGGGGAAAACAACAACAACAGCAGCAGUUGCAAAAACGAAGACUUUGCCCCCGCGAGGAUGCCGCGACGAGCGAAGAGCUUCUCUGAAGAAGAAGAAGAAGAAGAACGCGUCGGAAUCGUUGUUGGUUUUGAGCAGAGGAGGACGACGGGGAAGAUUCUUGACGAGGAAUGAAGCGAUAGCGGACCGGUUGACAGAGAGCGGAGAAGACAACGAGCAGCGCGAGAGAAGAGGAAAGAAGAAGGAAGAAACGCUGACGUUACAAACCAACAACAAUUCGUCGUCGAAACUGGCGGCGUUGGCGACGUUACUGGAACGCGCGGUCGUGCGAGACUUGGCGGACGAGUUAGCCAACGAAGACGCUACGUGUUCGGUGGAGUACGACCAAGAAGUCUUCGAAGAGUGCACGAAUAAAGUCACCGAACAAUUAGCCGAAGUGGUGGUUUUGUGCAACAGCGCGGAUAUGGCGAGCAAGUACAGCUCGAAUUUACGGAAUAAAGAGCUUUCCAGGUUGAGAGGGUCUUUGUGGAAUUUACGCGUGUUGUUGGAGUCGUAUUGCGCGACGAAAGGCGGGUGUUCGCUGAACGUGAGACAUCGAUUCGAGACGUUGCGUUCGGCGGCGAUGGAAGUGUUACCGGCGUCGAAGCGUUUGAAAAAAGGGCCCGAGGCGACCGCGAUUCCGAAUUUACAGGCGGUCAUGGAACCGAGAGUGAAGUCAUUCGAGGAAGUCAUGGGUACCGCGGCGAGUAGCAGCGGCGGCGAGGAAGACGUGGACAAUAAGAUCUCUCAAAGAGAGAUUGCGUUUUACAGAGGCGGACAACCUUCGGUGGAAGGCCGGUCGUGGCUCUCCAAAAACGGGUUUACUCGAGUGGUUGAUUUACGAGGCGAAGAUCGCGACAAUCAGUGGGUGAAACCGUUUGGUGGAGGCGACGGGCAAGGCACGUUUAACCAGAACAAGAAAUUCGACACGACGAAUAUUCCUAUAACAGAUAUGGGCGUUCCUACGAAAGAACAAGUCGAGGAGUUUAUCGACAUCGCGAACGACGUGUUGGAGAAGAACAAGACGAAGAAAGCUGGAGAGUCGAAGGAGAAGAUGUUGUUGCACUGUAAAGCCGGAAUUGGACGAACCGGGUGUUUAGUCGCGUGCUGGAGAAUUUCGAGAGGCGUGGACGUGGAAGAGGCGUUGGCGAUGGAGGCUGGUUUGGUGUGCGAUUUCGGAUGCAUCGCGCAAGAACAAUUCGUGAGAGAUUACGCCGCAGAUUUGAAACACGAAACGGAAGUGAAGAAGUUUGAGCAAGCCGUGGAAAAAUCGAAAUUUGAAACCGAUGCGAAGUAUCGAACGUCGUACGAUCCCGUCAACGAGUACGGGAGCAUGGGAGACGUCACGGAUGUCUCUGCCAUGGGAUCAAACAUGAUGGGCAACGUUUCCGCGUCGGGUGAAUUUUCCAGUUUGGACCAAGCGCCGGACAUGUAUUUAAUCCGAACCGAUGGGUUUUCGUGCACGAGAGAACUCGUGGAAAACAGAGAGUUGAAGAUUUCGCACCCGUCUACGCAGCAAAUGAUUUUGGUUUGGAGAGAACCGCCGAAAACAAUCUUCUUGUUGAAAAAAAUUGGCAACGCGCUUUUACCUCAGUUGGUCGAAGUCGCACACGCGUUGAUGACGAUGGGAAUGCAUGUCAUUUUAGAUACCGACGUGAAGAGAGAAUUGGAAGAUGAAACGAUCAAAUUGGAAACCGUGGACGAACAAAACCGAACGGAAGUGCGAACGAAAGCUUUGUGGGUGGAAAAAGAUUCGAAAGGAAAAAUCCCGAAAGAAGAUUGGGGCACGAUUGACGUGUGCGUCUGUUUAGGCGGCGACGGGGUUAUUUUACACGCGAGUAAAAUGUUCCAAGGUCCGACGCCGCCGGUUUUAGGAUUCCAUUUAGGUUCCUUGGGUUUCCUGACGAACCAUCCAGGAAACGAUAUGGCGCCGAGUUUACUCAUGGCGCUCGGUCGCGGGCCGCCAAUCGCGAACAUCUCUGGCGGCGUCCCGAUCACUCUGCGCAUGCGUUUACUUUGCGAAGUGUUUAAAUUCGCGGACAAAGUUGAAAACGGUGGCAACGGCGAACCGUCUUUCACGUAUACUAUCCUCAACGAAGUCCUCGUGGACCGAGGCCCUUCCCCGUUUCUCUCCAAAAUCGAAGCGUACGAUCGCGGGCAACUCAUCACCUCCAUCCAAGCCGACGGCGUCAUGCUCGCCACGGCCACUGGAUCCACCGCCUACUCCGUCUCCGCCGGUGGUUCCAUGGUUCACCCGAACGUUCAGGCUAUUUUGAUGACUCCAAUUUGCCCACACACCCUCUCCUUCCGCCCCGUCAUCUUCCCCGACUCGGUCGAAGUCGAACUUCGCGUCUCGGAAAACGCUCGCAACAGCGCCUGGGUCUCCUUCGACGGUCGCGAACGGUGCGAACUCUGCCGAGGCGACUCCGUCUUUGUCAAAAUGAGCGAAUACCCAGUCCCUACGAUUAACUUUGAAAACCAAACCGGUGAUUUCAUCUCCAGUUUACGAAGAUGUUUGAAAUGGAACGAACGCGAAGAGCAACAAGUCUUCGACGCGUCGCAAGUCGCCGCUUUGAGGAUGAUGAACGAAAACGCGGCAAAAUCGGAAGCGUCCGACGAGUGGAGCUCCAGAUGA
Molecule: messenger RNA, 2715 nt
Organism: Bathycoccus prasinos
Lineage: Eukaryota; Viridiplantae; Chlorophyta; Mamiellophyceae; Mamiellales; Bathycoccaceae
Product: NAD kinase
Exons: 1
Coding region: 1-2715 (904 amino acids)
Biological process (GO): protein dephosphorylation; NADP+ biosynthetic process; NAD+ metabolic process
Molecular function (GO): NAD+ kinase activity; protein tyrosine/serine/threonine phosphatase activity
Source: RefSeq, a predicted model, not a curated record